CCAGCCCGCGGCUCCCUGCUGUUCUGGAGAUUGCAUUCUGCUGCAGCUGGUGGACCGAUCCUGUCUGGGAGCGGCGUGGGGGCUCAGAGUAGGUGGGCGCUGAGGGCCCAGCGCACCAGGGAAGCCGAGGUCGUGGGGCCGGCGCUUUCUUCCGCGUCCCGCCGCACUCCUGGGGCGGGCGGCGUUCCCUGGGCGGAAGAGAAGUUUCAGCCACGUGUCCUGGGCGACGCCAGACUUUUACUUGUUACAAAUUGAUGGAUUUUUCAUCUCUCAACUAACAGUAUUGGAGCUGUAAAAUCAUCAGAUUUGAAACAAAUCUGUAUUUAUGAAGAGUGACUGCAUGCAAACCACAACAUGUCAAGAAAGAAAAAAAGAUCCAAUAGAAAUGCUUCAUUCUGGGCAGCUGGUAAAAGUCUGCGCCCCAAUGGUGCGAUAUUCAAAGUUGGCUUUUAGAACACUGGUAAGAAAAUACAGUUGCGAUCUGUGCUAUACGCCAAUGAUAGUUGCUGCUGAUUUUAUCAGAUCUAUAAAAGCCAGAGACAGUGAAUUUACCACAAACCAAGGUGAUUGCCCAUUGAUUGUUCAGUUUGCUGCUAAUGAUGCAAGAAUUUUAUCUGAUGCUGCUCGUAUAGUCUGUCCUUAUGCGAAUGGAAUAGACAUUAACUGUGGUUGUCCUCAGAGGUGGGCAUUGGCAGAAGGUUAUGGAGCUUGCUUAAUAAACAAUCCAGAGCUUGUUCGAGACAUGGUGAAACAAGUAAGAAAUCAAGUGGAAAACCCCAGAUUUUCAGUAUCUAUUAAAAUAAGGAUCCAUGAUGACCUUACAAGAACUGUAGAUCUUUGUCGAAAGGCUGAAGCGACAGGGGUUUCCUGGAUUACAGUCCAUGGAAGAACUGUUGAAGAAAGACAUCAGCCAGUUCACUAUGAGGCCAUUAAAAUAAUUAAGGAAAGUAUGUCUAUACCUGUAAUUGCUAAUGGAGACAUCAGAAGCUUAAAAGAAGCAGAAAAUGUGUGGCAUAUUACUGGGACAGAUGGUGUGAUGGUUGCAAGAGGACUCUUGGCCAACCCGGCCAUAUUUGCUGGAUAUGAGGAAACCCCACUGAAAUGCAUCUGGGACUGGGUUGACAUUGCUCUUGAACUUGGAACUCCUUAUAUGUGUUUCCAUCAACAUUUAAUGUACAUGAUGGAAAAGAUAACUUCGAGGCAGGAAAAAAGAAUAUUUAAUGCUUUGUCAAGCACGUCAGCAGUCUUAGAUUACCUUACAGACCAUUAUGGGAUUGACUGGACUUCCUAAAUUAUUUUCUGUCUUUAGUGAAACCACCCAGGGUCACAUCUUGGUUUUCACUUUGAAUCAGUGGCUCUCAAACAUUAGUAUAAAAACAAUGCCCUGACAGAAUUUUUAAAAGUCAUUCCUAGACCAUAUCCUCAGAGAUUCUAAUUCAGUAAAUCUCUAGGGUGGACCCAAAAUUUAGUGUUAAAGAAGACCCCAGGUGGUUCAAACAUUGACAAACAUUGCUCUGAAUCCUAUUAUGGAUUUAAAACUGUAAGAAUUUUUUUCUUAAAGGAAUCAUGUUUUUAACAUUUUUAAAUAAAUAAAACUUUUUAUUUUGAUACUAAAAGUAUGACUCAUGGUAUCCGUAAGUUAACAUUAGGUAUGUUUUAAAUGAAAAUAAGAGCAGAGAAGUGUGAACAAAUUCCAACAUCUGUAUAAAAUGAAAAGGAACAAGAAAUUCUGUAUAGAAUUGCAUUCAGGGCUUAAAUUAAAAGUUCAAAUUGGAAAAUCAAACUGCUACUUCCUAAUGCAUGAAUUACACACCUCAAGGUAUUUCUUUU
Molecule: messenger RNA, 1830 nt
Organism: Balaenoptera acutorostrata (minke whale)
Lineage: Eukaryota; Metazoa; Chordata; Mammalia; Artiodactyla; Balaenopteridae
Gene: DUS4L
Product: dihydrouridine synthase 4 like
Exons: 8
Coding region: 326-1291 (321 amino acids)
Biological process (GO): tRNA processing
Molecular function (GO): tRNA dihydrouridine synthase activity; flavin adenine dinucleotide binding
Source: RefSeq, a predicted model, not a curated record